CCGGUGUUUUAGUGACUUCAUAUAAAUUCCAAUCUCACAGAGAAAACAAACACAGCGGGCUGUUAUUUCCCUGACGGCUCUGCUCACGCCGCCGUUACACAGCGUCCAUCGUUACACCCAAUUCCGCUUCCAUUUGCCAUCCCCAAAGUCUUUGCGCUUCGGUUUUUAUUCACUGACGCAGACACGAACUGGCACUGACGUUCGGUUUGCCCUUUAUUUGGAUUCCCGAAGCCGCACUGCCGACCGCAGGCAGCCUGGCGGCCGUGCCGUGCCGUGCCGUGCCCGGGGAGCCCCGCAGCGGCGCCCGGAGGCGGGAGGUGACGCCGCUCCGUGCCCUCGGGCGGCCAUUUUGCCUCCGCGCGGUCUAGUCCGUCCCGCCCGCCUCCGCGCUCCGUCCUCUGAGCUUCUCCCUUCCCCCGGGCGCCGACACGGGAGAGGCCGGGCCGCAGCCCUCCGGGUGGCCGCGGAACGGGGCGGGAACGGCCGGGAAAAGGACGCGACGUAACGGGCCCGACUACGACCAGCGAUGCGCACGGCCCCCGCCGCCCCGCGGUGCAUUGUGGACCGAGCCACGCCCCGCGCCUUGGCGCCAAGAGCCCCCGCCGCCACAGUGCAUUGUGGGACACCCCCAGGCCCGGCCGGGCCUUCUUGGCGCGAGCGCCGCACCGGACGUGACGUCACACGGCUCGACGCCCCGUAAAACGGCGGCGGGGAAAAAGCGCCGCGCUCCCGUGGCGGACAGCGAGGCUUUCUGAGGAGAACCGAGUUUGUCCCGUUCCCCCGGGCGGGAGCGGCGCCCUUCGCGCGGGCCCGACCUCUUUGGCUGAGCCUCGGAGGUGAAAGACAGGAGAGAGGGACUACUUUUCUACAGCGCCGCGCAUGCGCGAGGGCGCGGCGGGAGACGAACCACCGCAGUCGAGUCGAAGGCCGUGGGCGGCGCUGCGCCGCGGGGUGAGAUCGCUGCGCGCGCUGCGAGCGCGAGGGGAGCCGCGGUCGCCAUUUUGAAGCGGCGGUUGGGGGAGGCGGCGUGUGCGCUCUCGUCUGCCCGGCCCGGCCCCGCGCCCGCCCGCCCGCCCGCGCUCCGCGCACCGGCCCCGCACCGCCGCAGCCAUUGCCGACCUCGGCAUGUCCGGAGGGGGCGUGAUCCGCGGCCCAGCCGGCAAUAACGACUGCCGCAUCUACGUGGGCAACCUGCCCCCCGACAUCCGCACCAAGGACAUCGAGGACGUCUUCUACAAAUACGGCGCCAUCCGCGACAUCGACCUGAAGAACCGCCGCGGCGGGCCGCCCUUCGCCUUCGUGGAGUUCGAGGACCCCAGGGACGCGGAGGACGCCGUCUACGGGCGGGACGGCUACGAUUACGAUGGGUAUCGCCUCCGCGUGGAGUUCCCUCGCAGCGGCCGGGGCACCGGCAGAGGAGGCGGUGGCGGCGGAGGGGGCGGAGCCCCGCGGGGCAGGUACGGCCCCCCGUCCCGGCGAUCGGAGUACAGAGUGAUCGUAUCGGGGCUGCCUCCAAGUGGAAGUUGGCAGGAUUUAAAGGAUCACAUGCGUGAAGCAGGUGAUGUAUGUUAUGCUGAUGUUUUCCGAGAUGGCACUGGUGUCGUGGAGUUUGUACGGAAGGAAGAUAUGACCUACGCUGUGCGAAAGCUGGAUAACACUAAGUUUAGAUCUCAUGAGGGAGAAACUGCCUACAUCCGUGUUAAAGUUGAUGGUCCAAGAAGUCCAAGCUAUGGAAGAUCUCGGUCACGCAGCCGUAGUCGUAGCAGAAGCCGUAGUCGAAGCAACAGCAGAAGCCGCAGUUAUUCCCCACGAAGAAGCAGAGGAUCUCCACGCUACUCUCCCCGCCACAGCAGAUCCCGAUCUCGUACAUAAACGAUCACUAGCUCUGAUCUUUUUGUAGAACCCCAUGUUGUACACAGUUUUCCUUUACUCAGUACAGUCUUUCAAUUUUUUUUUAAAUUCAAACUGUUUUAUUCAAAUCGGCUGAAGUGUUGAAUUGCAUUCUUGUGUAAAAUCCCUAGUGAGUAUUUGCUCCGUAACAACAACAUUCCCCUCAUGUCUUUGGUAAACUGUAUUUUAAUUGAUGUCAGUCAGGAUUGUUUCAAUUUAGUUAUAGUUAAAUACCACCAUUCUUCAAACUGUGGUAUUGCUGUGUAAAUGUCUCAGUGUUCAGCUAUGGUUUAUGCGAGCUGGGGAUGUUGGGAUGUUUGUGGCUAACUUGUCUCUUCUGGGGGAUCUUAUAUUUUAUCUUGCCUUUUCGUGUGUCUUUCUGUAGACAUAUCUGAAGAGAUGGAUUAAGAAUGCUUUGGAUUAAAGGAUUGUGGAGCACAUGUCAAUCAUUUUAGGAUUGUCAAAAGGAGGAUUGAGGAGGAUCAGAUCAAUAAUGGAGGCAAUGGUAUGACUCCAAGUGCUAUUGUCACAGAUGAACUUGGCAGUAUUGACCUUAUACUGAGACAGGUGAAUUGAGAACGUGCGCCUGCGUGUCACUUCUUCAGGCACCUCUUGGUCACUGCAGGCUACAAUUGCUCUUCUCUUUAAAACCCUCUUGGCAAUUGUGGCUCAGUACUUGCUGUUGUAAUUCCUUAUUCCAUUCUAGUUUUUCUUAAAGGAGUAAACCGGGACAGGGGUGGGAGUAUUGGUUUACUUUGUCGUGCAGCAUUUGGUUACAAGUGUUAAUGUUCCAUAGUACGUCUACGCUUGCAGAUCAAGGGUAUCUUUAAAUCAGAGUAUAAUAUCAAUACUGCUAAAAUCUGCAUGUCCUCUGUGUGACUGAUACAGCGUUGCUAUUUCAUUUUUUUUUAAGUAUCAGAAUGAAAGAAAAAACAUAAGAGAACCUAGUUGGGAAUAGUUUGUCAGCCCUUCCCCCAGACUAAUUCAGAUUUGACUCACCGGUAUGCUUGAAAACUGCAGUUAGUUAACUUUGUUACCUUCCAGCUAGGGGUGCUAGCUGUAGCUUAGACGUGCAGUAGGCGGAUAGCUUUAGCAGUAAACUUUUCCAAUUUCAUAAACAUUUUUUGCAACCACAAAACCUGUAGCACACCACCGUACGAGCAAUGAGUAUGUUGGCAUUUUCAGUUGACAUAUGUAAAUAUUACAGUGUUUCCUCCAAAUAAUUAACAUUUCUUAAAAAAAAAAAAAAAA
Molecule: messenger RNA, 3141 nt
Organism: Phasianus colchicus (ring-necked pheasant)
Lineage: Eukaryota; Metazoa; Chordata; Aves; Galliformes; Phasianidae
Gene: SRSF1
Product: serine and arginine rich splicing factor 1
Cellular component (GO): cytoplasm; nucleus
Molecular function (GO): mRNA binding
Source: RefSeq, a predicted model, not a curated record